GUGGUGAUAUAAUAGCCAAGUGGGGGAGAGAUAUAACAAAAUGAAGAUGAGAGUGAGGAAGCAUUUAGAAAGAUUCAUUUAUUUCUGUGACAAGUCCCUGGCACAGUGUGUCAAGAUCACUUAAUCAUAAUAAUUUUUGUGUCGUUUUAUUUCUUUCAAAGUGAUCACAUAAAUUUCAUCGAUUCACUAUGAGGAGGAUUAUUUCAAAUUAUUUUGUUGCUUUUAUUUUACUAGUGUCAGGCGCAACUGCUAAAACAGUUCUAGACACUGAUUUAACCUCCGAUUUCACCUCUACCAACGACGAUCAAUACCCGUGGAGUAGUGCGCUGCCUCCGCGAGGACCAUACUACCAUCAGGACAACACCAAGAGGACAAUUGACAUUAUAAAUAGUGAUAAUAUACCAAUAAAUCAAUAUGAUAAAUCAAUUUUAAAUAAUGAAAAAACAUGGUCAUUAUCACAAAAUAAAUAUAAUCAACAUUUUAUUAAAUCACAUGAUAUUUAUGACGUGAUAAAAAAUAAAAAUUUCAUGGAUAAUUCAAACAAGCAAACAAAUACAGAUAAAUUAAAUUUAUUGGAUAAUAUUGAACAUGAAAAGAUCAAAGUUGAAAAAAGUAUUAUAUUACAAAAUAAAAUACAGCAUCAGGAAUACAAGAAGAAUUUUAAAGUAGAUGAAAAAAAAUAUAUCAAAAAAAAAUAUACUGAUAGUAUAUUGAUGAAAAGUGAUUUAGUAAAAAAUAAAAUUGAUAUAUUAAAUUUAAAAAUUGAUAAUGUUAAUAAUAGCAACAAUGCAAACAAUGACAAUGACACAAAAAAUCGUGAAGAAAGAUCAACAAAUGAUGAUGAUAAAUACAUUGAAUCAAAAGAUCCACUUGAAUCACGUGUUACACCAAUAUCACUUGAUUUUAAUAGUGAUAAUUCAAAUGAUUAUGAUUACAUUGAUGAAAUGGAUGAAUUAUUAAAAAUUAAAAAAUUAGAAGAAAAAGAAAAUGCUAAUCGUCAAAAUAAACGAGGUGAUAUGGAUCCCGAGUCAUCAUUAUAUCCUUCAAUUGUAAUUGACGGUGUUGUAUUUGUACCAACGCGGGGUGAUGUUGUUGCUAAUCAACCAGUCCAAACAAUUGACAAAAAUAAACGAACAAAAAGAAUGGCAAGUACUAAUAAUGAUGAUGAUAAUAUUUGGGGUUUUGAUGAAGAUGAUGGAAUGCCAUCUGAUGAUUAUGAUAGAUCAAUUAAUCAUGAAAAUAAUAUACGUCAAAAUGAAGAAAAUAAACGUUCACGUGAAUGGCAACGUAAAAGAUAUAAUGAUGAAAUUGAAAGACGUAAAUUGAUAAAACAAAUGUCAAAAAAAGAUGAAAAUCGUGUUAAAACUGAAAUUGACACAAUUAAAAUUGAAUAUGAACGUAGAUUGGAAAAACAACGUAAAGAACAAGAAGAAAAAUUACGUUCGUAUAUUGAACGUAAUAGACCAAUUGUUGUUAAUAAUUAUAGAGUCAAUAAACAAGAUGAAUUGUCUCGACAAAAUACAAGACAAUCAUCAAGAUUAAAUCCACAAAAAUCAACACGUUAUAAUCAAGAUGAUAGAAUGCAAAGAUCUAGAGAUGAAUUAUCACAAAGAAACACAAUGAAUUUAAGAAAAUCAUCAUCAAAUAAUUCAAAUUCAAACAAGCCAGAUUAUUAUUCACGUAAUCCAUCAUCAACACGACAAUCACAAUCACAACGAGACAAUGAAAAUCUUGGUCGUCGUCGUGAAAUUGAACGUGAAUCAUUACGACAACGACAUUAUCAAGAUCAAAGAAGAAGACAUAAUAUUUUUGAACAAAAACGUCCAAAUACUGGAGUUAUUAAUAUCACUAAAAUAGAACAUAAUAAUCAUCAAAGUAAAGAUGAAAUUGCUAGACUUGAAUCACUACCUGUCGCUGCUAAAAUAAUCAUUGAUCCAAAUUUAUCAACAGGCAUUUUAUCACGCGGAUAUUUUGAUGACAGUGAUAAUUUACCAUCAAUUGAUCCAAACAGACCGGGUCUUGAAAUAUCAAAUUUUCCAGCAUCAAAAACACGAAAAACAUUAAAACCACCAAAAAAAAUACCAGAUCCAUGUAGUUGGGCAAUUGUUCAUUGUUGUCCAAUUGCAGAUAAUAAUCGAAGAUUAAUAAAUUGUUUUGAAAAUUUUAAUUGUCCUGGUGUUAAUUGGGAUCCAAGUCCUUGUCGACAAUCAAUUUCUAACGCAGCACGCGACGACAUAGUAAGAUACUAUGCAAUGAAAAAAUAAUAAAUAAUUUUUAAAAUAAAUAAAAUGUAUUUAAAAAAAAAAAUUUAAUAAUAGUUAGUAUUUUUAAAUAAAUAAAUAAACUUUAAUAAAAUUGUCAA
Molecule: messenger RNA, 2362 nt
Organism: Aphidius gifuensis
Lineage: Eukaryota; Metazoa; Arthropoda; Insecta; Hymenoptera; Braconidae
Product: myb-like protein F
Exons: 4
Coding region: 189-2264 (691 amino acids)
Source: RefSeq, a predicted model, not a curated record